Messenger RNA from Lycium barbarum (goji berry), 774 nucleotides. Its product is annotated as serine/threonine-protein phosphatase 7 long form homolog. Bases 1 to 774 code for a protein of 257 amino acids. The record is from RefSeq and is a predicted model, not a curated record. The transcript has a single exon. Gene Ontology annotation, biological process: meristem development; meristem maintenance. NCBI's taxonomy places the organism in Eukaryota, Viridiplantae, Streptophyta, Magnoliopsida, Solanales, Solanaceae.
AUGGAGCCCAACCUUCAUCCGUGGCCCUUCGAUCCAUCAGUACUUUAUCUACAGGAUACUCAUAAGUCCCAGCUAUUAUGGGAUGAGGUGAUAGAUUCCAGUACGUUGUUCCGUUCCCGUAGGGUGGAACAUGCGUGGAAUAUUUUAGGGGCUUGGCCCCCACAUCCUCGCGUUUUAGAUAUACGUUAUCGGGGCAGUAUCUAUCAUUGUGUCGUUGAUGGUCAGGUACAGCAUGAUAGGGCUCUUGUGACCACCAUGAUUGAGGGAUGGCGACCGGAGGCCCACACAUUUCAUCUCUGCACUGGUGAGGCCACUAUCACGCUUCAAGAUGUGGAGGUCAUGUAUGGACUACAAGUAGAUGGAUGCCUGUUAUACAUUGAGGAGCCUCAGCCUCAGCCGCCGUUGUCGUAUCGGGAGGAGUUGACUAGGCUCACCGAUUACGUGCCUAGGGAGGGUGAGAUGUGGGGACAAAUUCGGAUGUCGAUGGUUGCCCUCUAUACUCACUUACACCUCUUAGACAUCGAGCGUCUUAUUACAGACGACAAACCUCAGGUGGAUGUAAAUCGUAGUGACCGUCUGUACUUACUCAUCAAAUUUGGGGGUAUCCUGUUCCCGAACACAUCGGGUUCCUAUGUGAGCUUAAAGUAUUUGGUAUUUCUGAAGGAUCUGGGCGAGUUAGGAUGUUAUAUUUGGGGCGCUACUGUUCUGGCUUACCUGUAUCGAUCAUUAUGUAAAGCGUCUACGGGCGAUAAGAGGGAUGUCUCUGGAUUUUAG